AUGGGUUCUUCUGGAAGAUGGAUGCUCUGGACCUUGUGUGUGUGUUUCAGCGCUCUGGAGAAUGCUGCACUCAGAGUGACCAUGAGGGAAUCCAGUCUGGAGGUGGUUCAAGGGGAUUUUGUCAUCCUGCCCUGCUCCUUCUUCACCUACACCUCCACCCGCCUCUCCAGACUCAACAUUAUCUGGACUCUGGCUCCCUUCUCCAGUCCAGAGACCCCAAUACAGGUGAUUGUGUACGACCACGGACAGGUGAUUGAGGACCCCUCCCUCACUGGCAGGGUGGGUUUUACAGGCAUUCCCCUGAGUGCAGAUAUCGUCCUGAAUGACACGCGAGUAUCAGAUGCAGGUACUUACCGCUGCAUGGUCAACAACCCACCAGAGACUGCAGAUCCUGGUAUAGGAGAGCUGGUGCUCACUGUUCUGGCGCCGCCGUCGCUGCCUGUGUGCCAGUGGGAUGGAGAUAUUGAUAUGGGAGGAAGUGUCAGGCUGUCGUGCUCGGUGGCGGAGGGCAUCCCCACCCCAGAGAUCCGCUGGGAUAAACUGAAUCCGGAGGAAAUCUCACUUCCCAUCAACAUGGAAGGGGAUCUGUCAGGCUCCGUCCAGAUCGUCAACGUUUCAUCUCAGACGUCUGGUCUGUACCGCUGCGCCGCCUCUAACGUCCUGGGAACAGAGAACUGCUACGUCAACUUGUCCAUCUACAGCCCUCCAGACAGUUCCUCGGGCAUCCUGCAGGGUGUGCUGCUGACCUUGUCCAUGAGUUUGGUGCUGCUGGCGUUGCUGGUGCUCGUCCUGUGGCUCCAUCGCACCGGCCAGGACGGGAGGUGGAGGGAGGGCAAAGGAGAAGAGGAGGAGUGUUACAACGAGAUCCGUUACACCCCGUCGCUGAUGAAGCGCUCUUUUGUUUGAGUUCUCAGCAUCUGGGAUUUAUAAAGAAAUGCUCCCACCCAGGUAUCAGACAAGAGACUUUCAGAACUUUUUCUAGAUGAUGGCUUUUUGCAGCCCGACCAGUGCUCCCUGCAUACUACUGUGUAGCUGUACAGCAUGACACAUUUUGAAAUAAACGCCCAUAUUCUGGAAAAUGUGGUGCUUUAUUCACAAGAAAGAUCUAUGAUUG
This is a messenger RNA of Stegastes partitus (bicolor damselfish), 1114 nucleotides long. Its product is annotated as immunoglobulin superfamily member 11. The record is from RefSeq and is a predicted model, not a curated record. The transcript has 7 exons. Bases 1 to 906 code for a protein of 301 amino acids. NCBI's taxonomy places the organism in Eukaryota, Metazoa, Chordata, Actinopteri, Pomacentridae.